Suillus subalutaceus is the source of this 2544-nucleotide messenger RNA. RefSeq lists its product as uncharacterized. The record is from RefSeq and is a predicted model, not a curated record. The transcript is spliced from 5 exons. Lineage: Eukaryota; Fungi; Basidiomycota; Agaricomycetes; Boletales; Suillaceae. Bases 1 to 2526 code for a protein of 841 amino acids.
AUGAAACAUGAUGAUUUUGAGGCGAUGCGGGAACAUAACGCAUAUUACCCAUUUACAGAUAGAGCAGAGUGGGAACUUGCAAAGUUUCUAUGCGACAACUUGAAUCAGGGGCAGAUCACUCGAUUUUUGAAGCUUCUCUGGGUGGUUUCAGAGGCGAGGCAGCCGCUGUCCUUUAAGAAUGCCAAACAACUCUUCACUUUCAUGGAUGCAUUACCGGUGGCCCCGAGAUGGAAGUGUACGCCCAUCCAUACUGAUGGAUAUACAACUACCCACCCUGUGGAUCUCAUCUGGCGUGAUGCCCUGGAGGUCGUGCACCACAUUUUCGGCAAUCCAAUCUUCGCCAACCAUAUGGAAUACGACCCUUAUGAAAUCAAAGACAAUGGUGAGCGCGAAUAUGGAGAAUGGAUGUCUUGUGAACAGGCGUCCAAAAUUCAGAAUGAUUUACCUAUCGGGGCAACUAUCGUGCCCAUCAUUCUUGCUUCUGACAAGACACCAGUAACUCGACAGACAGGCUCGCUGGAGAUGCACCCCACAUUUCUUACGCUCGGCAACAUCCACUCCGAAGUUCGCAUGAAGGCCACCUCACACGCAUGGGCGUGCAUCGCGUACAUUCCAGUCCCAGAAUACAUAGUGAAUAGUGAAUUCUGUGGAUUAUUGGAAGCGCGCGUCUGGCAUAAAUGCAUGGAUCUGGUCUUAGAGAAGCUGAAGGUCGCUGCCGAGGUGGGCGAGUUCAUGGUAGACCCCAUGGGUUGCCGCCGUUAUGCAUUCACACCACUUGCUGCCCAUAUCGCUGAUCUUCCCGAGCAAAUCAUGAUCGCAUGUGUCUCAAAAAAUGUCUCGCCAACCACUUCAGCCACACAGGCGCAGUUCGGCGACGGCACCACAUACCCCCCGCGCCAUGGCUCAGACACCUUACAAAAGCUACACGAGCUUUGCAAGAUAACCGAUCCCUGGAAGGUCCGGGAGUUUCAGGAGUCGGCGAAGCAGUAUUCUCUCAGUGGCGUCCACCAGCCAUAUUGGCGCAACUGGGGGCGUGCAGACCCUUCAAUUUUCCUUGUCCCAGAGAUACUGCAUGCAUGCCAUAAAUUUUUCUUCGAUCACCCUCUGAAGUGGUGCAAGGAGGUGAUAGGCGCUAGCGAGCUUGAUGCUAGGUUCCGCAGCCAGCAUAAACGUGUGGGUACACGCCAUUUCACUAAUGGUGUCUCCCAUGUGAACCAGAUGACCGGACGCGAGCAUCGUGAUAUCCAGCGAACGCUUGUCCCCACCAUUGUGGGUGUGACAUCUCCUGGGUUCACUCGUGCAAUCCGCGCACUCAUUGAUUUCAUAUACAAAUCACAAGCUCCCACUUUCACAAGCUCUUCCCUUGACAGCAUGGUAUCAUCCCUGAAUGAAUUUCAUGCCUACAAACACUUCAUUUUAGAGGCGGAGGCUCGCACAGGCACUUCUGGCCCUAUCAGUCAUUUUCAGAUCCCCAAACUCGAGUCUUUCAAUUCAUUCGCUCGUUCGAUCCGACAAUCAGGUGCCAUCAUACAAUUUUCUGCGGAUGUCAGCGAACGGCUACUGAUCACACAUUGCAAGACACCUUUCCAGCGGACAAGUCACCAACGAGGCACAUUCACGCAGCAGAUUGUCAAUAUCAUCAAUCGCGAGGAGGUGAUGAGACAAUUUGACUUGUAUGCCCUCCUGCGUGAACGACGGAUAUCUCUCAUCAACGUCAUGGACAACGAGUUUGAUGAGGUCGUUGACUUAGAUCCAACCUUUAACUGGAUAGCGCGCGUUGCACCACAAGAUAUGCAUCGUUUUCAGGCGAUUCGCCCCGUUCACAAUCACUUUCUCAAAGGCCUCCUUUCUGACGAGGCUAACGCUGCCUUUCAUGUUACCAUCGCUCAUGAUCUUGCUGAUCGUUCGCCCACUGCACUUGCUCAACUCUAUCAUCUCUCACAAUUUCCAAAUGUCGGAACUCACUCUUUUCACGGUCGCCUCCUCAAAACAUGGUACAAAUUUAGGCUUCAACUUCAUUCCCGACUUCGUCCAUGCAACAUUAUGCCAAGCCAGCAAGUUCAGGCGUAUCCGCCGUCUGAGACGCACCCUUUUGGAAACUGCGAUAUGGUUCUCCUCCAACCUACAAGUGCUAACCCGCAGUCCACACCAUGCAUUGUUCAAGUUCGAAUGGUGUUUAUGUUGUCGCCGCGAGGGUCGCAGCUACCAACAGAGCUCAAGGAGCCUCUUCUGUAUGUUGAGCUAUUCGAGAUAGCUGCGCCCCCUGAAGCUGAGCCACACAUUGGCAUGUACCGUGUUCGACGUUCAUUUUACCGUGCGCGUGAUGGUUCUCCGAGUCGCACAAGGAUCGGGAAGAUUGUACGGCUUGUUGAUGUUACACAUGCAGUAGAAUUGAUACCCAUCUAUGGGGAAACGAUGGACCGCUCUGUUUCGUCAACGACAUCUCUUGAACGCUACGAUAACUUUUAUCUCAAUGCAUUCUCUGAUAAAGAGUGGUACCACACACUUCACGCAGAUUUUGUCUAACCGUACUGUAUUAUUUCG